Candida albicans SC5314 is the source of this 921-nucleotide messenger RNA. RefSeq names its product 2-hexaprenyl-6-methoxy-1,4-benzoquinone methyltransferase (gene COQ5). Gene Ontology annotation, molecular function: methyltransferase activity. The transcript has a single exon. Gene Ontology annotation, biological process: ubiquinone biosynthetic process. NCBI's taxonomy places the organism in Eukaryota, Fungi, Ascomycota, Pichiomycetes, Serinales, Debaryomycetaceae. The coding region runs from base 1 to 921 and encodes 306 amino acids. The record is from RefSeq and is a predicted model, not a curated record.
AUGAUUCAAAAUACUGUUAGAGGAUCUAUUCUUAGAUCAGCAAAAUUUACUGCACCAAGAUCAUUGCUUUCGAUUUCAAGAUCAUUGACAACCGAAAACACAUCGAGCAAACCUACACCACCUCCAAAAAAUGAUGAAACCACCCAUUUUGGUUUCAAAACGGUUAACAAAGAUGACAAGGAAAAGCUUGUUGGAGGAGUAUUCUCAUCAGUGGCAUCAAAUUACGAUGUUAUGAAUGAUGUCAUGUCAAUGGGUGUUCACAGAUUAUGGAAGCACCACUUUAUUCAAAGAUUAGAUGCUGGUAUGAGACCAGGAUCAACUCAACCUUUAGAGUUCUUAGAUGUGGCAGGUGGCACCGGGGAUAUUGCCUUUGGAUUAUUAGAUCAUGCUGAAAAGAAAUACGGUGAUACCAUGAGCAAGAUGACCAUCGCAGAUAUUAAUCCAGAUAUGUUGAAAGAGGGAGAAGUAAGGUUUGCUAAAACCAAAUGGGCCAAUACUGACCGUGUCAACUUUUUAGUUCAAAAUGGUGAAACUAUGGAUCAGAUCCCCGAUAAUUCAAAAGAUGUAUACACUAUUGCCUUUGGUAUUAGAAAUUUCACAGAUAUACAAGCCGGAUUAAAUACUGCUUACCGUGUUUUGAAGCCAGGUGGUAUUUUUGCAUGCUUAGAAUUCUCACAAGUGGAAAAUCCUCUUUUGGACUAUGCUUACCAAGCUUAUUCAUUUUCUUUGUUGCCUUUAAUGGGUCAAUUAAUUGCUAAUGAUAGAGAUUCGUAUCAAUAUUUGGUUGAAAGUAUCAGAAAAUUCCCUAAACAAGAAGAAUUCAAAGGCAUGAUUGAAAAAGCAGGGUUUUAUGUCCCUGAACCAGGUUACGAAAACUUGACCUUUGGUGUUGCCAGUAUUCAUAUUGGUGUUAAAAUUUAA